AUGGCGGCUCCAUCUGUUCCAGCACCUGCCCCAUCUGUUGGAAAGUCUUGCAAAUCCAAGGCAUGCAAGACGGUGUUUUCACUCUCUCAUGAACACCCCAUGGUGUUUCCCGAUAUCUCAGCUGACAUUGUCAAUGUUACACCACCAUCUGAAGUGGUGGUGCCCUCUCAAGCCAAGGACCAUUCUCCUGUUCCGAUUGAUUCCUCUUUGGCGGCUAGGCCGAGCCAGUCCAAGAAUAAUUUUGUGACUCCCAAAAGGAAAUUGGGAUUGGACGAGUCCUCUUCUCCCUUGACUGCUACCAAGAAACGACUGAAGGCUCAUCCUCCAUCUCUGUCUUCCUCCGAAUCUGAUCCUGAGGAAGAAAAGUCAGAAUCUGAAGCAACCCGUGAUGCCACAUUGUCUGAUGAAACGGUUCCUGACAAUGCAGAAUCAGAAGCUGAGUCUGAUGAGCCAGAAAAAGAAGACAUUGUUCCCUCUGAACAAGAAGCUGAAUAUGACUCAGAACAAAUUGCAACUCCUUUGUCAUCCAAGGCUAAAGGAAAAAGACCAAUUUCUUAUCCUACACCUUCUCCAAAACGUUCAGGUGUCAAUUUCAAACCUUAUUCUUCAACUUUUUGUUAUAAUGAUAAUGCUCGUGAUAUGGUUCUCUAUGCUCAAAGGAAAUUUAUCAUUGAGAGAAAUUAUGUCCUGAGUGAUCAUCGACCUUAUGGUGUGUUAACAAUGCUUCAAGAUAAAAAAUGGACAGGUUCUUUGGUUAAAUUUACUGGUUUUGUGGAUAGAAUAGUCAAGGAAUUCUAUGCCAAUCUUACUAAUGAAAUUAUAGAACCUAAAUCUUCUGUGUAUAAUAAAGUUUUUGUUAGGGGCCAUUGGUUCUCUUUUUCUCCUCAAGACAUUGCUCUUGCUUUGCAUCUUCCCCUUGAUGUCGAGUAUGAUGUUGAUGGUGCCACUCUUGACAAGGACAUGGUUAUCACUGAAUUGGUUGGUCAAAAAAUGGUAUGGCCAUCUAAUACAGUCAUCUCGGUCUCCAAUCUCACCUACACUUAUGCUGUCAUCCAUAAGUUUGCCACAACAAAUUGGAAGCCCACUUCUCACACCGCAACUAUCUCUUUUGAUAUGGCUUCAUUUUUGUACAAGGUGGGGACCGGUCUUGGUAUAAAUUUGGCUUUGGUUAUUCAUGAUCAAAUCAUUGCAUUUCGCAAAGGUAAUAGGAAAAACUUGAAUCUUCCUUUUCCUCAAGUUAUUUAUAAAGUGUUGAGUAUGCAGAAAAACGAUCUCCAACGUGAUCAAGAAGACUUGGUGGCACCCACUACUGCUGCUUCCUACAAGGCCUCUGAUCCUCCUACUGAAGCCACUGCUGCUCCAUCCUCCAAGAAAGUCCAGCCCCAAUCUCUGAAGAUUUCCUUGGAUGACAUUCCUCAUGCCUCCUCCUCUGUUGCCACAGAUUCAGGACUUGUUGCAACAUAA
Molecule: messenger RNA, 1464 nt
Organism: Humulus lupulus (European hop)
Lineage: Eukaryota; Viridiplantae; Streptophyta; Magnoliopsida; Rosales; Cannabaceae
Exons: 2
Coding region: 1-1464 (487 amino acids)
Source: RefSeq, a predicted model, not a curated record